AUGUGCGUUUGCAAGGGAUGGCGUUCUUCGAUGGAAGGUUAUACGAAAAGCCUUACACGACAAAAAGUUGUGGCUCUAACUCACUCGAAAACUGGGCUGUCUUUUCAAUCCAUCGACCAACAAGGCUAUAUCAAAAGCGUUCGUAAACCAUGGAAAAAGAUUGGAUCUAAUAGUAGUAUUCGCAUCGAUGGUUCGUGUAAUGGGUUGUUACUUCUAGAGAUCGACGAGGAUUUGUUAUUGUGGAAUCCGCUCACCGGGUAUUCGAAGAAAGUUCUAGCAUACGAGCCCUUGCGUGAUGAGGAAUAUCGUGUUGUUUCUGGGCUAUGCUUUGAUUCCUCGAGUAAUGAGUACAAGGUGGUAAUGGCACUUUCUCAUAGCAGUCCUGAUUAUGGUGGUGAAUUCGUAGUAGUUGGUAGUUUUCGAAACAAAACUUGGACUAGAGUUUCCUUCUCAUUCUGUGCUUCUGAUGUGCAUUCAGGGCCUGUUUUGAAUGAAAAUCUGCAUUGGUUUUCCUCUAAGAAUCAUAGCUUCCUUUCAUCCCACCAGAUCGUGUUCUUUGAUCCGUUGAUUGAUGAAUUCAGGGAGGUACCAAUGCCAGAGCCCAAGAAUGGAGAUGGAGAUAUUUUACUUGGUAUAGGAGUUCUUGAUGGAUGCCUUUGUAUGGCUCGUUUCGACCAUCCUGGAAAUUUUGAAGGUAAUGUGGAGGUGCUGGUAAUGAAGGAAUAUGGUAUGCAAAAUUCUUGGGCUAUUAUGUUCAGCAUAUCAAAUUCGACUGGAUUAUUUCAUUCUUAUGAUCGGAUAGAGCCAUUGUGUUCUACAAAGAAUGAUGAAGUUUUAGUGAAUAUUUUCUUAAGGGGUAAGAGGAGGCAUAAUAUAUGGGCAUGCAAUUCUAAUGACAACUCGCAUAGGGAAAUUCCAUUUUCUGUCAAUCAUCAUUGCUUAAUUGAUGCAGUUAUGUAUGAGGAAAGUUUGGAAACACCGCCUAACUACAGUUGGGAAGAUGAUGAGUUGAGAGGGGAAGCAACAUAUGAUGAAAUUUUUCUUUGCCGCUCUCCUCGAAAAUUGAAAAAGGUAAUGGAUUGCUGGGUAUACGUGGAUUUUCAACAAUAUGAACAUUCAGAAUCGAAAAAGUUGGAAGUAGAAGUAGAGUUGGAAGACUUGGAUUCUUAUUUAGAACCGCAAGAGCUGUUAACGGAUCCAUGGUAUGUCUGUGAGGACUAUAUUAUAUGCUAG
Molecule: messenger RNA, 1233 nt
Organism: Camellia sinensis
Lineage: Eukaryota; Viridiplantae; Streptophyta; Magnoliopsida; Ericales; Theaceae
Product: F-box/kelch-repeat protein At3g23880
Molecular function (GO): protein binding
Source: RefSeq, a predicted model, not a curated record